GGUCCGCUUCCGCCGAGACUGUUGUGUUCGUCAUGUGAUUAGUGAAGUGUGUGCUCAGGAGCCCCAGUUUUCACUUUUCAGAUUUUUCGAUUUGAUAUGGUUACGCACCUCAUUGCGGACUGUUCCUCUCUUCGACUACAUGAAAGUGUUUAGUUAAGGAUUUUCUUGGAAUACCUCUUAAGAGAUUAGGAUGCAAUUUAAGGAACACACGCUGAGUGAGGAGGGCGACAAAUUUUGCAACAUGUGCGAAUUCACGACACAGAACAGUCAUGACUUGGCCAACCACUACCGGGAGACGCACGACGUGGCCCUUUCCUCGGACGGGGGCGAGGGCGAAUCUUGCGGCGACGAGGAGUCCGGCCUCGAUCAACCCAAAGUUACCUCCUCCGGCAAAGUCAAACAGUUCAGGUGCAAGCAAUGUUCCCACACGGCAGUGACCAAGCGGGAAUUCUGGGAACACACCCGGGGUCACAUCAAAGCGGAGCGACUGCUGACCUGCCCCAAGUGCCCGUUCGUUACCGAGUACAAACAUCACUUCGAGUACCACCUGCGCAAUCACUUCGGCUCGAAGCCGUUCAAAUGCGACCAGUGCUCGUACUCGUGCGUCAACAAGUCCAUGCUCAACUCCCACCUCAAGUCCCACUCGAACGUCUACCAGUUCCGCUGCUCGGACUGCGCCUACGCCACCAAGUACUGCCACAGCCUCAAGCUCCACCUCCGGAAGUACGGGCACAAGCCGGCCAUGGUCCUCAACCCCGACGGCUCGCCCAACCCCCUGCCCAUCGUCGACGUCUACGGCACCCGCCGCGGACCCAAGUCCCGGCCCAAGAGGUCCGACGAGCACCUCAAGUCCGCCUCCCCCGUCCCGGUCACCACGGCCAUGUCCCCGCUCUACGCAGUGCCGCAGAUCGGCAUCCUCCCGCCCCCGCAGUUCCCCUACCCCUUCCAGUUCCCACCCUUCACCACGAGCCCCCCGCUCGAGACGGAUCUGGCCGCCGAGGAGUUUGUCAAACUCAAGCAGUUGUACCAACUCAACAACAACACCGACUACAGGUCUGAAGAGGAGACGGCUACGUAUCUGACGACGGCUCCGCUGGACCUGAGCAAGUCGGAAGUAUCUAGUCAAGAGCGCGCCGGGAAGAACCGACGGAAGGGCGUCGCCGUAAAACGGGUGUUCGCGGCGCUUCAGGACUCAUUCCAGGACCCGAUCCGGGAACCGAAGCUCAAAGCAGUGUCGCCCCACGCCCAAAUGCUGUCCAGUCCGGAACAAUUUUCGCCGAACAAAUCUGAGUCGGACUCUAAGUCGCGAGCGGAUCCCUCGAGCCUCUCCAACACGGACGAGAGUCUCUCCAUAGACUCGGUCGAUGUCAGCGGUACGGGACUCAACCAGAGCCCGGAGCAGGUUUUCCGGAAAUCGGCGGAGCAGCUUCCGGAAGCGAUGACGCGGGUUCAACCCUACUCGGAGUUACUGGUUCCGCGGGUGCCGGAUCAGUUCCGGAAACUGCCGGAUCAGGUCUCGGUGGUGGACGGGCACCGGACGCCGGAGUCGAUCCCGAAGGAGGGGUCGGAGAGGGUGGACGUCAUCGUGAAGACGGAGGAGAACAACAACGAGGAGAUAGUGCGUGGCGGCUCCAAGCCGACGACUCCGGACACUUCUUGCACCAAUUCCGGCGACGAGAACGAGAACAAUUUCAGGUGCUCCUUCUGCGACAUCAUCUUCAAGAACCUGGCCAUGUACUCGAUCCACAUGGGCUUCCAUGACUACCGGGAUCCGUUCACGUGCAACAUGUGCGGCCACAAGACGAAAGACGAGAUGGCUUUCUUCCUCCACAUAGCUCGCUUCCCUCACAGCUAGGUACCAGUCGAGAAAAUCGUUUCAACGAGAUAAGUUAAAAGCGUCAGAGGAUGAUGUGAACAUUACGAAUAGUGUAGGUUAUCAAUAUUUACAUGUAGCGAUCAUCCGCAAAGGAAUGUAUGGAUGGUUGAUAUUGCACGACUAUGCUGCCGUG
Molecule: messenger RNA, 2009 nt
Organism: Bemisia tabaci
Lineage: Eukaryota; Metazoa; Arthropoda; Insecta; Hemiptera; Aleyrodidae
Product: protein hunchback-like
Biological process (GO): regulation of transcription by RNA polymerase II
Molecular function (GO): DNA-binding transcription factor activity; RNA polymerase II cis-regulatory region sequence-specific DNA binding
Source: RefSeq, a predicted model, not a curated record